Messenger RNA from Adineta steineri, 2745 nucleotides. NCBI's taxonomy places the organism in Eukaryota, Metazoa, Rotifera, Eurotatoria, Adinetida, Adinetidae. The record is from the annotation of a GenBank genome assembly.
AUGUCGUUCAAUGUGAAAACAUCAAGUACGGCAGCACCAGCACGUACAUCACAAAAUGUUGGACCAUAUCUUUUACAAAAAACUUUAGGCAAAGGCCAGACAGGACUUGUCAAAUUAGGUGUUCAUUAUUUAACUGGAGAAAAAGUUGCUAUUAAAAUAGUUAAUCGUGAAGCUUUAUCUGAAUCAGUAUUGAUGAAAGUUGAACGAGAAAUAGCUAUUAUGAAAUUAAUUGAACAUCCACAUGUCUUACGUUUAUAUGAUGUAUAUGAAAGUCGAAAAUAUUUAUAUCUUAUUCUUGAACAUGUUGCUGGAGGUGAAUUAUUUGAUUAUCUUGUAAAAAAAGGUCGUUUAACACCAAAAGAAGCACGAAAAUUUUUUCGACAAAUUAUAUCAGCAUUAGAUUUUUGUCAUAGUCAUAUGAUUUGUCAUCGUGAUUUAAAACCGGAAAAUUUAUUACUUGAUGAUAAAAUGAAUAUUCGUGUAGCUGAUUUUGGUAUGGCAUCUCUACAAGUCGAAGGAUCAUUUUUAGAAACUAGUUGUGGUUCACCACAUUAUGCUUGUCCAGAAGUGAUUAAGGGUGAAAAAUAUGAUGGAAGAAAAGCCGAUGUAUGGUCAUGUGGUGUUAUUCUUUAUGCCUUACUUGUGGGUGCAUUACCAUUUGAUGAUGAUAAUCUUCGACAAUUACUUGAAAAAGUAAAAAAAGGUGUUUUUCAUAUUCCACAUUUUGUUCCAGCUGAUUGUCAACAAUUAUUACGUGGAAUGAUUGAAGUUGAUCCAAAUAAACGAUUAACGUUGGAAGAUGUUAGUCGACAUUCAUGGGUUACACAAGGAACAAAAGCUGAACUUGAAUUGGAAUUACCGAUGGUACAAGUUGUUCAAACAACGAUUAUUCCGAGUGAAGCGGAUAUUGAUGCAGAUGUAUUUGCAGCAAUGACAUCAUUAGGUUGUUUUAAAGAUCGACAACGUUUAAUUGAAGCAUUAUUAAAUUCAAAACAUAAUACAGAAAAAGUUAUUUAUUUUCUUUUACUUGAUCGUAAAAUGCGUCAACCAAGUUACGAAGAUGUAGAAGAUGCAAAACAACGAAGUCGUUCUGGUUCACCGGAUGUUCCACAAAAACGUGUUGAUCGUCAUCGGUCAAAUGGAACAAAUAUUGGACAAAGUCCAAAUCCUAAUGCAUAUCGACCAGGUAUUAUUGGUCAACUGGCUGAAGGUUCACCAUUAGUACCAAGACGACAACUUUAUUCAACAAAUAUUAGUAAUAAAACAAUAUCAGCUAAUAAUACACCAUCUGUUAGUCCAUGUUCAUCACCAACAGUAAUAAAAAAAGAUGUUUUUGCAAAGAUCACAGCAUUUACAGGUGUUAAAUCAACUGUGGAUGUUCCAACAUCACAACCAAUAUCAUCUUCAACUCAAGUAACACAUAUACAUCGUCAUCAUCGAAAUACAUCGACUGUAUCACAAAAUGAAAAUAUUCUUACAACACAACCUUCAACACAAUCAAUGUCUAUUACAAGUGAUCAAUCCUAUUCAUCUGUUAAUACAGAAACAACUAAUAAUAAUGGUACAGCAACGUAUCAUCCAUCACGACGACAUCAUCCACCACCACCACUACCACCACCACCGCCUCAAACAUCCGAACCAAUAAAUAUGGAAUUAUCACCAUCGGUGAUUUCAAACAAUAAUAAUAACAAUAAUAAUUCACUUUUAUAUACACCACCACCAAAUCAAGCAAAUACUCCUCAAACACCUAAUAAUAAUCAAUGGAGACAUAAAUUAAAUAAUUUGAAACAAAGUUUUCAAAGUGUUGGUACACCUCGAUUUCAUCGACGACCCAAAGUUUUAUUAACUGAAAGUGAUAGUACGAAUACAUCUAAUUCGUCAACACAAUAUGGUACAACACCAGAAGCAACGAAAAAAUCUUUAUUUCAUCAUAUUAUUGAUGCAAUGCAAGAAGAUCAUCAUAUGAUUGUUGUUAAAGAUCGACCAUUAGCAGCUAUUAAAACUGAUCUUAUUCAUGCCUUUUUAUCGACUCCUGAUCUAGUACAUAAUGUUUUAUCGGGUACACAAUAUCGAUGUGAAUAUCGUCGACCAGAUCGUUCAUCAAUGUUUCAACGAAAUAUACGUUUUCAUGUAGAAAUUUGUACAGUUAAAUCAAUUGAUUCAUCAUCGUCUGAUUCUUAUUAUGUUACAUUUACACUUAUUACAGGACAAGCACGACGUUUUAAAAAAUUAUGUGAAGAAAUUCAAGCAUUAUUUUUAACAAGUAAAGAACGUCUAGCAAAACAACGACGACCACAACCACCACCACCUCAACAACAACAACCACAACAACAACAACAAAUAAAUGAAAAUCGAUCGAUAACCGGUGGUAGUAAUACAAGUAAUAGUAGUGUUAGUUUUACAACUAAUAUAACUGCAACAAAUUCUCUUCCAUCAAAUCCAAAUACACCAAUGACACCUCGAUCGAAUGCUUCAUUUAUUUCAUCAUUAUUUGGUAAUACAAAUUCAACAUAUGUAAAACCACCCAAUGUCACAUCACCUCCACAACAACAACAACAGCAACAACAACAACAAUCUUCUUCUUCAUCUAUUUCAUCUCUUUCAUCAACAUCCAAUGUUUCUUUAACAAAUCCACCAUCAGCAGUAAAUUCUGCUGGUUCACCUUAUUCAGUAACAUCGUCAAUAAAUGACGAAUCAACAGUUGAAUCUACUCGUUUGAAACUUGCUCAUCGUCUUGCUAUCUAG